AUGAGAGGGACAAACCAGUUGAGCAUCUCUGAGUUCCUCCUCCUGGGAUUCUCCAGGCAGCCCCAGCAGCAGCAGCUCCUCUUCGUGCUCUUCCUGAGCAUGUACCUGGUCACAGUCCUGGGAAACCUGCUCAUCAUCCUGGCUAUCAGCACUGACUCCCGCCUGCACACCCCCAUGUACUUCUUCCUCAGCAACCUGUCCUUCGUGGACGUCUGCUUCUCCUCCACCACCGUCCCCAAGAUGCUGACCAAUCACAUACACGGGAGUCACAGCAUCUCCUUCUCUGGGUGUCUCACACAGAUGUAUUUUGUAUUUGUCUUUGUGGACAUGGACAAUUUCCUCCUGGCUGUGAUGUCCUACGACCGCUUUGUUGCUGUAUGCCACCCCUUACAUUACACAACAAAGAUGAGCCGUCAGCUCUGGGCCCUGCUGGUCAGUGGAUCGUGGGUCAUUGCCAACCUGGAUGUCCUAGUGCACACCCUGCUGAUGGCUCGACUCUCGUUCUGUGCAGACAAUGUGAUCCACCACUUUUUCUGUGAUGUGACUCCUCUCCUGCAACUCUCCUGCUCAGACACACAGCUCAAUGAGCUGUUGAUUUUUAUCUAUGCAGGGCUAAUAAUGAUUUCCCCACUUAUUUGCAUCCUGGUGUCAUACAUCCUUAUUGCUUGUGCUGUCUGGAGAGUCCCAUCCACAAAGGGAAAAUGGAAAGCCUUCUCCACCUGUAGCUCCCACCUGGCUGUGGUCUUCAUCUUCUAUGGCACCAUCAUAUCUCUGUAUUUCAACCCUUCAUUCUCCCACUCAUCUAAUAAAGAUAUAGCAGUUGCUGUAAUGUUCACAGUGGUGACCCCCAUGCUGAACCCUUUCAUCUACAGCCUGAGGAACAAGGAUAUGAAAGGGGCUAUUAGAAGAGUGGUUUCCAUGAAAUUUUUUUCCACCCAAUAA
Messenger RNA from Cynocephalus volans (Philippine flying lemur), 942 nucleotides. RefSeq names its product olfactory receptor 1361-like. The record is from RefSeq and is a predicted model, not a curated record. The transcript has a single exon. Gene Ontology annotation, cellular component: plasma membrane. Gene Ontology annotation, biological process: G protein-coupled receptor signaling pathway. Bases 1 to 942 code for a protein of 313 amino acids. NCBI's taxonomy places the organism in Eukaryota, Metazoa, Chordata, Mammalia, Dermoptera, Cynocephalidae. Gene Ontology annotation, molecular function: G protein-coupled receptor activity; olfactory receptor activity.